Chinchilla lanigera (long-tailed chinchilla) is the source of this 688-nucleotide messenger RNA. RefSeq names its product LSM3 homolog, U6 small nuclear RNA and mRNA degradation associated (gene Lsm3). NCBI's taxonomy places the organism in Eukaryota, Metazoa, Chordata, Mammalia, Rodentia, Chinchillidae. The transcript is spliced from 4 exons. The coding region runs from base 70 to 378 and encodes 102 amino acids. Gene Ontology annotation, biological process: P-body assembly; mRNA splicing, via spliceosome. The record is from RefSeq and is a predicted model, not a curated record. Gene Ontology annotation, cellular component: catalytic step 2 spliceosome; precatalytic spliceosome; U4/U6 x U5 tri-snRNP complex. Gene Ontology annotation, molecular function: RNA binding.
CUGAUUUCCGGAGAUCGGAGUGAUUUGCCUGUUCUCGCGAGAAGCGGGAAAGGGCGCAGGGUUUGAAAGAUGGCGGACGACGUGGACCAGCAACAAACCACCAACACCGUAGAGGAGCCGCUGGAUCUCAUCAGACUCAGCCUGGACGAGCGAAUCUAUGUGAAAAUGAGGAAUGACCGAGAGCUUCGAGGCAGAUUACACGCUUAUGAUCAGCAUUUAAACAUGAUACUGGGAGACGUGGAAGAAACUGUGACCACUAUAGAAAUUGAUGAAGAGACAUACGAAGAGAUAUACAAGUCAACAAAACGGAAUAUCCCGAUGCUGUUUGUCCGGGGAGAUGGUGUUGUGCUAGUUGCCCCUCCACUAAGAGUUGGCUGAAACGGAAAAUUUGUCCUGUGUGGCAACAUUUGGCUGUUUAACUGAACCAGACAUUCAGAGGUCGAGGCUAUACACACACUGAUACAGAGAAAUAGCCAGGGGAUUUAUUCACCCAUGAAAUGAGUUGAUUUGCAAAAUCCUUAUAACAUUCUAAACUAAGUAGCAUUUUUGUUUUUCUCUUAGCUUUCCACUGUACAUGUUCAUCAAGGUGCUGAACUGUUUUUCAGGAGUUGGUUUGCUCUAUUCUUCUUGCAGACAACGUCUAGUGUUUUUUUCUUUAAAUUAAACUUGAUGUUUCCCUUUUGGUUAA